Messenger RNA from Triticum aestivum (bread wheat), 2707 nucleotides. RefSeq names its product disease resistance protein RPP8. The transcript is spliced from 3 exons. Lineage: Eukaryota; Viridiplantae; Streptophyta; Magnoliopsida; Poales; Poaceae. The record is from RefSeq and is a predicted model, not a curated record. Gene Ontology annotation, molecular function: ADP binding. Gene Ontology annotation, biological process: defense response to other organism. Bases 33 to 2408 code for a protein of 791 amino acids.
UACUCCAGGACAGUAAUUCUUGGCAAGACCGAAUGGCCGAGUUCGCUGUUAGCACCGUUCUUGCAAACGUGGGCAAUCUUGCUGUUCAGGGGACAAGUUUUGUAUGCGCGGUCACCUUGGAAGUGGCAGUCCUGAAAGAUGAGCUAAUGCGACUGCAGGCCUACCUCAAAGAGGCCGAGAGCAAACGGAGAUCUGGAAAUGCAAGAGUUGCUGUUCUUCUGAGCCAGAUUAGGGAUGCCGCAUAUGAGGCUGAGAACGCCAUCGAAGCUGCAGAGUACAUGAAGAAAAGAAACAUGAUAAAGAAGGGCUUCAAGGCUGCAGUCUCAAGGUAUGCUCGCUUACCGGGUGAUUUGACUACCCUUCGUAAAGUUGGUGUUAAAAUUCAGCGUGUAAGAAGGAAGCUCAAUGAGAUAUUUCAGAGUGUAGAACGCUUGAAUAUUGACUUGGAUAUUCAAGAUGUGGAUGAGUGUCUAGAAGAUUAUGACCUUGCACACCAAAACUUUGAGGGUGAUUUUGUCAUGGUUGGUUUCGAGAACGAGUACAAAGAAAUAGUCAAUAAGUUAGUUCAGGGGGGAAAUAUGCUUAGUGCUAUCUCCAUAGUUGCUAUGGGUGGUGCAGGAAAAACAACAGUUGCUAGAAAAGUGUAUACUGCAUCCGCAGUCAAACAACACUUUGAGGUGCUUGUUUGGGUGACUGUUUCUGAAAAAUUCAAGGUCAUUGAUUUACUAAAGGAAAUUGUGAAGCAAAUGCCUAGUGAUGUUGGUCUGUCUAUAAAUGAUGAAAUGAAUGAGUAUGAGGUGGGAAAGAAGAUCCAUGAUAUCCUCAUCCAGAAAAGAUACUUGGUAGUUCUCGAUGAUGUGUGGGAAACAGAUACAUGGGAGCAAAUAAAUAGAACAAUUAAGGCCUUUCCAGAUGCGGCUAACUCUAGUAGAGUACUAUUAACUACAAGAAAACAAGAUGUUGCGAAUCACGUUGAAAUGCCAACCCAUGUUCAUUCUUUGAGAUGUUUAGAUGAACAGAAAAGCUGGGAACUUCUUAGUAGCAAAGCUUUACCAUCAUACAAAAGGUCAGACAUACGUGAUCUGGAUAAGUUUGAAAUCUCAGGGAGAAAGCUUACAAAGAAAUGUGAUGGAUUACCGCUUGCACUUGCAGUUUUAGGGGGUUAUCUAUCAAAGAAUCUCAACACACAAGCAUGGUCCGAUGUACUGUUGGGCUGGCCAUCAACCAAAGACACACAGAUGAUGUGGGGCAUAAUAGCUCGCAGUUACAAGGACCUACCGAAUCACUAUUUGAGAUCCUGUUUUCUCUAUCUUGCUGCUUUUCCUGAGGAUUUCAUAAUAUCCGUGUCGGACCUUAUAAAUUUAUGGAUAGCAGAAAGCUUGAUUCCAUAUACACCAAAGCAUAUACUAGAAGAAACAGCACGUAAGUAUGUAACUGAGUUGGCUCAAAGAAGCUUGGUACAAGUUGUUGAAACAAAUGAUAUAUAUGGAUGGAUUGAGAAGAUAAAGAUUCAUGACAUCUUACGUGACUGGUGCAUAGAAGAAGCAACACAAGAUGGUUUUCUUGAUAUCAUCGAUGAGACUACUAGAGGACAAGAUGGUGCGCCUUCAUCUCAUAACCCGAUAUCCUAUCGUUCUUCUUUUCAAAAUUCGAGUGAGCAGAUUCUACAGGCACCACCUAAUCUCCGAGCUUUGUUUGGCUUUGGACUUUUAUCAGUAUCUUUUCCCAAGCUAAGAUUCCUAAGAGUUCUUCAUGUUGAGAAUGCGAGACUGGAGAAUUUCUCGGAAGUAAUUGGUGGGUGCGUUCACCUGCGACACCUCGGAUUGAGAAGAUGUAGAAAUGUGGUGAUUCCUUCUUCAGUCAGGAAACUCCUUUACUUGCAGACUAUAGAUCUGGCAGGGGUCUUUCGACAUGAAUCAGAAGUUUCAAGCUCCCUCUGGGAUAUACCUACUCUAAGGUAUGUAGAUAUUCCUAGAAUUUCUCUGCCCAGGAGUGUGCAAUUUCAAAAAAGCCUACGGGAGCUUCAUAUGUUCGCUUCUAUUUAUGAAAUUGAAAAAGAUCCGAUGCCGAUCCUGGAGAUGCUUCCUUGUCUUGUGAUGCUGGGGUUGAAUGGUUUUAAAGCUGAAACCAUGAGCUUCAAGGCCCAAGGGUUUCCUCGUCUGCAAGAGUUAACACUUGAAAUGUGUUCCAUUAAGUGGAGGAUGGAGGUUGGGGCAAUGCCGAAGCUAUUCCACCUAUCAUUUAAAAGAUGCCCGCAGAUGGACGGAAUCCCCAAGGGAUUAUUGCACCUUCCAUCCCUUAGGUCCGUAUCACUUCGUGAUUUGAGAAAAUACUAUUUGAGUGACAAUACAGUGAAAGGGCUCAAGCAGAAAGGAUGCGAGGUCAAAGAAAGUCGUACCCCGUUCUAAGGAUUAUGUUUGAAGUAUGGUCCAAAUGUAUAAUACAUGUCAAAGGAAGUCGUAAUCUUCAAACAGCAGGGAUGAUCAAGUAUUCUUAUUACUUCCUAGUUAUGACUUAUGAAGGCAUUAUGGUCCGGUUAUGAUCUCUCAUUGGAUGGACAAAUAUCUCGCGCAUAUGGUUGAUUCAUGUAUGUCAUGUGGUCUUUUCAAUGCAUGCCAUUAUGUCUAUUUGUCUCAAUAAAUGAGUGCGUGUGUCUCUUAAGUAUUGUAUCAAAUGAUUUGUAUUUUAUUGGAUUGAGAUUAUCACA